This is a messenger RNA of Lytechinus pictus (painted urchin), 4222 nucleotides long. Its product is annotated as fibroblast growth factor receptor 2-like. The transcript is spliced from 18 exons. Gene Ontology annotation, biological process: protein phosphorylation; positive regulation of kinase activity; multicellular organism development. The record is from RefSeq and is a predicted model, not a curated record. Gene Ontology annotation, molecular function: ATP binding; transmembrane receptor protein tyrosine kinase activity. Gene Ontology annotation, cellular component: signaling receptor complex; plasma membrane. The coding region runs from base 102 to 2309 and encodes 735 amino acids. Lineage: Eukaryota; Metazoa; Echinodermata; Echinoidea; Temnopleuroida; Toxopneustidae.
GAAAUUAAUUCAGAGCUCGUCGAAUUCACUGUGCUCGCCAAACAUACCAAAUAGGUAAAGACGGAUACAAACAAAAUGUAUUGUUGAUAGCUGUAUAAGAUAUGACCAAGGCGAUGGCUGGCCUGGAUUCAUUACGUGGAAUUGCUAUUCUGCUGCUUGUAAUGGGAACCAAUGGGCAAACGGCAACUGUAACCGGUUUAUCGCCUGCAGCAGCUGGGACUGAUGUCACACUCACAUGUGAUAUUACAGGUGGAACAGCAGCUGCAAUUAUAUGGGUAGAUGAUAGUACAGGUGAAAGUAUCUUUGCUGGAACAGUCCCUAUCACUGAUGAUGAAAAGUUCAGAAACUUUGAUGUAACUACCCUGACAAAUACACAAUCAGUGAUGACAAUUUCUAGUGCAGAAGUAACAGAUGAUGGGGUCUAUAUAUGUCAAAUUCAGGGUACUGAUGGCAGUUUGGACUUUGUGGUGGAAGCUCCAGGAACUUUAACUGGACCAACUGUAAGAAGUUUUGUAAGUAGCAGUGAAGAGGAUAUGUAUGAAGCAACAUGUGAAGUUGUUGGAAGCAAACCACAAGUUAACAUCACAUGGUAUCUGAAUGGUGUUGAACAGACUAAUGGCAAUGGCAAGACGAUAGUGCAAACACACCCACCAACACCAUCUAAUCCACCAUUAUCUAAUACAAUGAGUACGUUCACUUUCCCAGCAACUCAAGAAAAUCAUUUACAGACUUUGGAAUGUCGCGCUACUGGAUAUCAGCUUACAGAGCUCGAAAGUCAGGAAUCAAGAGAUUUAGACAUUCAUACCUCUCCAUCUACUGCUGGUACUACUGUCACUGUUGAUUAUAUAACCGAUAGAACAGACAUCAGAGUAACAUGUACCGCACAUAAUGAACCUACUCCAAUAAUGAGAAACUACUAUAUAUUCUCUAAUGGUACCCUGAUACAUGAAUCAAUUAAUAGUGUGAAUGAUAUCACUACUUCAAAUCCUGAAGUUGGAAUAACGUACACGUGUAUGGCUGGUAAUUACCUUGGAAAUACAUCACUUAGUGCAGCAGUUACAUAUGACCCAAUAAGAACCACCAAUCCUUCCCCGACAACUGGAACGCCAACUGAAAUAGACGAUCAAACCUCGAAUCCAACGGAGGAGACUACACCCGAGCCUACACCAUGUCCUUUGAGUUCUGGAGCAUCUGCUGGAAUAGCUAUUUUAGCCAUCCUCUUAGUAGCUUCUAUCAUCGUCAACAUUGUUCAGUUCAUUCUUCUUAGGGGAAAAACCAAACCAGAGUUCCAUGAUUCAAAGAAUAAUAAGAGCAAUGAAAUAAAUAUACCACAGGAAGUGAAUGAUAACGUGGCUUAUGAGAUGAUUCAAAGUGGGAAUCGAGCAUACACAACGUUAAAACUUGGUACUACCCACUCCUUCGUCAUUGCCCGUGAAAACGUGACAUUCUUCACCAGACUCGGCUCGAUUGGGCGGGGUGACUUCGGCGAGGUAUGGAAGGGAGACCUUCAAUCAAAACAAAACCAUCUCGACGUUGCUAUUAGGCAAAUACCAGAUCGCGUGACAAAAUCAUUACAAGUUCUUCAAGCCAUCAAGGUACUUUACGAGCUAUCGGAUCAACCAAAUAUUGUAAAAUGCCUAGGAUAUUGUAAAGAACAAGGUAGUAUUCUGUAUGAGUUCAUCUCAGGGGGUACACUCCUUACCCAUCUACAUACUUCAGGGGUGCAAUCUCAACCUACGUACAGCAAUCUCAAACCAAACGGUGUUCGUAUUGAUGAGGGUACCCUACUUAACUUGGCUUGGCAGGCUGCUAAAGGGAUGCAGUUCCUUGCAUCUAAGAAGAUCAUCCACGGGGCUCUCUGCGCUCACAAUGUGUUGCUAGGAGAAAGAAAGCAAUGCAAGAUAUCAGAUUACGGACUUUCUUCAUCGCUCCUUGGUGACGUAGCUAAACCAUCCAGAUGGAGUUCACCAGAAACCAUGGCAACGGGUGACCAAACAACAGAAGGAGACAUAUGGUCUUUUGGUAUCGUCUUGUGGGAAAUUGUGACACUGGGUGCAAGGCCCUACCCAAAUAUGACAUUCAGCACGGUUCGGACGGAGGUUGCUAAUGGUUACCAGAUGCCAUGUCCUCGUCACUGUGCACAAGAAGUGUAUGUGGUUAUGACUGGUUGCUGGGACAAGGAACCCCAAAAUCGGAGUAACUUUGAUCACAUCCUGAAGAGUAUGGAUAGGAUUUUAGAAAAGAAACACAGUUACUUGUCUCUGAAUGACUUGGAUGAUGGGUUGUAUGCUUCUACUCUGGAGAUGUGAUGCAAAGAGCAUAAAACAAUGCCUCACAAUAUGUGUUUUAUACGGAAGCUCAAGACAUACGUGUUAGAUUCAUGUGUAAUUAAUUCACGCAUUUCAUUCUUCUCUGGAUACCAUUGGUCCCUUGACUUGAUCUAAAUUGAAUUUGUUGUUAAAUUUCUUUUACAAAUAUAUUAUGCUAUGCAGUGGUAUAUUUAGUAUCAGAAGGCAUAUAAAAGUGUAAUUUAAUUUUCCUAGUGUGACGAGAUAAUAAUACACGUUUAAGUCUGGAGUACAGAGUAGAAAAAGGAUAUCGCUAGGUGAACAACGGACUUGUGAAUCUGAAUCGUCAUGUGUAUAUAUGUUUGUAUAUAAACUGUUUUAAACGAUUUGACAUGGCGUGGCUUGUUGCUUAUUCAUGAGUGCAUGUCUGAAUGGAGAUUCAGGAGGUUUACGUUGGAGUUUGUCCAGGACAGGUAACAAUAAGAGCUUGUCAGGACCAGCAAACGUAACACUAGUAGUAAUCUGUUUUUGUUUCGUUUUAUUUUACCCCUCACCAAAACCAAAUUCAAGGUCCCGUAACAUAAAGGUAAACAAUUAAUCGUACUCUUGAUUUUACGCUUGAUUGUACAUUGUAGUCAAUGCAAUCAAUCGUUGAAAAAAAAUUACGAUGAUUGCUAGGCUUCGUGUUACGGGAUCUUGACUGACUUUCUUUCAAUUUACAUACAAUCUGUUGGGUAGGUUUCGUUGGUGUUACUAUGGCAUCGGAUUAAGAAAACUGUACAUGUUCAUGCCAGGGUCGAUGUCUACAUAAUAUUUAGUUUAUCCACACUAAAUACUUGGCGUUGGCAGUUUGUUAUGUAACCUUAUUGCUAUGUAUGAUAUAUCUCCAUGUGAAAUGUAUGUUGGACACCUAUUUAAAGCAAAUAUUAAAGCUGAACAGGUUAGUCUGACUAUAUGAAAUAGAUCACUCAUGUAAAUAAUUGUUUCCAAAGGAUGUAAGAACGGUAAGUUCUAUACCAAAACAAAUGAAAAUUGAGUUAAUAAAUCGGAUUCUCAUUGCAUUGAUGAAUGUGGUGAGUGAUGGUGUAUGUGAUUUUUUUUUUUGGGGGGGGGUGCGAAAUUAUUUUUGGUGCUGUUGAUGAAGAUGCAUGUGUAUAUAAGGUGGUGAAGUACUGUGUAAUAGCUGAGCUGAAGAUGUACCAAUUAAAAAGUGAAACAAAGUGAAAAAAGUGAAACAUGCCGAACAAGCUGCAUGAAACAGAAAAAUUCAUAUUAUCAUUUUCAUCAACUUAUUUUUACCUGAAUUUCUCAGAAAACUGUAUGUGCGUUGGAUUUUUAUUUUUUUUUUCAUUGAUUUUCCAUUGAUUAUGCAGCACAUACAUUUGUGUUUUUUAAGUGAAAAGGGUAGGGAGAGUGUAUAGGCCUAUCCAUUUAUAAGUCCUCCCUUAUAGACCUACAUCUUUACGUGACUUCUCGAACAUGUCGAAUGUCAAAUGUGCUCUUCAUUGAUUACAUUUUGCUCACAUUUUUCUACAUUUUUUGAUAGGAAUAUUAUGUUGAAUGUAUACUUUACUACUAUUUUCAUCCUAAAUUGAACAAAUAUAUUGUUGGUAAUCAAGUUAUUGGUUUGUACCUUUCUUAAUGCCCUGAACUACUCGAAGAUAAAGACAACAUCUAUAAAACACCGCUGUAUAGUUUGGUAAAAAAUCUGCAACGAAUAUCUAAUCAUGCUAUUAUUUUGUUAUGAUAUAUUGCUGUGGCCCAACAUAUAUAAAUGAUAAAUGAAAAUAUAGAGGUAGUGUGAUGAACUGCAAUUGAUUUGAAUUGGUUUUUGCAAAUACUGAUCUUUUACAGAGAAAAUCAUGAGAAAAACAUGUCUUACGUGCUGUAUUUUAAAUAUCGUGUUAUAUAUGCAAUAAACGGAUGGAAAAUGA